This is a messenger RNA of Megalops cyprinoides (Indo-Pacific tarpon), 4578 nucleotides long. RefSeq names its product intraflagellar transport 140 homolog (Chlamydomonas) (gene ift140). Gene Ontology annotation, biological process: intraciliary retrograde transport. The coding region runs from base 125 to 4513 and encodes 1462 amino acids. The transcript is spliced from 30 exons. The record is from RefSeq and is a predicted model, not a curated record. Gene Ontology annotation, cellular component: ciliary basal body; intraciliary transport particle A; axoneme. Lineage: Eukaryota; Metazoa; Chordata; Actinopteri; Elopiformes; Megalopidae. Gene Ontology annotation, molecular function: protein binding.
UCGCACGGCUGAAGGCAAAACAUUGUAGGAAUUUCUCAUUCUCUUUUGCCACCGUAUGUACCUUCUACUGUCAACAGUUUAACGACAAAAGAGGGAAAAAGGCUGUUCAGGCAGAGUUCAGCACAUGGCAGUGUACUUCGAUCAUCGGAUUGAGGCCCCAGAGUCGAAUGGGACUCCUUGUCAAAUCGCAUGGCACUCAACACAGCCUGUGUUAGCGGUGGCCUCAGUCAGCCCCACCUCUGGGGGCAGUGUUGAUCUUUACCUCCAGCAGGGAGAGCAUGUUGGUAGCUGUCACAUUGAGCGCUCCUGCCAGCCCACGGUGCUGCGUUGGCACCCCAGCAAGCCGGUGCUGGCCGUGGGCUGGGAGACAGGAGAGGUGCUCCUGCAGACUUACCCCUCGGGAGAGCAGAGCACCCUGCCUGCCACUCACACCGCCUGCAUCACCCUCCUCGACUGGAGCAGCACCGGGAGCCGCCUCAUCACAGGGGACCAGAUGGGUGUCCUGGCGCUGUGGAAGCUGGAUGCCCGCGGGAGGCUUCAGGGAGGCUGUCUUGCGAAGCACGACUACGGGAAGCCCUUAACCUAUUCCGUCUUCAGGCCCUCGCCCCCGGGAGAGGAUGUGGCGCAGCUGGCCCGGGCAGCGGUGAGCGGGGAUGAGAACGCGCUGGACAUGUUCAACUGGAGGAAGGCGGGGAAGGGGGGAUCGCUGAAGCUCGGCUCUCUGGAAGGACUGACCUUCUUUGUCAGCACCGCUGAUGGCUCUGUGCACUGUGUAGAUGAGAAGGGUAAGAGCAGCCCCAUACUGAGUGUGGACAGCCCUGUGCAGAAGUUACUGUAUCUGGAGAGGCGAGAUGUGCUGGCUGUGAUCACAGAAACCCUGCAUCUGUCGCAGUACAGCCUGGGGCCUGAGGGGGGCGCCCAGGAGCUCUUGAAGGUGAAGCUCAGUGGGAAGAGUGGGCAGAGUACAAACAUUGCAUGGUCAGAUCAGGGCCUUCUCAUCACAGCCACUGGGGAGCAUGUCAUCAGGCUGUGGGACCUGGAGAGAGACGACAACUAUGUACUAUCUCUGGAUGAGAAUCUUGGCUACGAGAAGGGAGAGACGCUCAACUGUGUGUCAUACUGUGCAGCAAAAGAUAUACUCGCUGCAGGAACUAGCAGGGGCCGCAUUGCCAUGUGGCGGAAGGGGUCCGUGUCCGGUCACAGAGUGGACACCCAGAGCCAGUGGAAACUGCAGACUCCCACUGAGGUUGAAGGAAACAUCACCCAGCUCCAGUGGGGCUCCAGCCUGAACCUCCUGGCUGCCAACGGAGUGAGCACCGUCAUGAUCCUGUGUGAGCACGUCAUGUCCGCCCACUUCAGCCAGCAGGUGGCGGCAGUGCAGCUGACGCCCAACCAGCUCAGCCUGUCCUACUUCAGCACCGGGAGCCAGCUCAGCCUGCGCACGGACAUGCACAUCAAGGGCGUCUGUGUCAGCAAGGAUACAGUGACUGUGUGGAAUGGGAAGCAGGUCACAGUGUAUGAGUCCUCAGGAACCAUGCUGCGCAACACAGGCUCUUUCCCAUGUGAAUCCCAAGCCCUUGCUGUGCAUGAGGAGAGUAUCUAUACUGUGGAGCCCAACAGGGUGCAGGUUCGCACUUUACAGGGCACAGUGAAGCAGCUGCUGGUGUUCUCUGAAGCGGAGGGGAACCCAGUGCUGCUGAGCGUGUGCGGAAACUUCCUUGCGGUGGGCACUGACACGGGGAACUUCAAACUCUUUGACUUGUCCCGCAGGGAGGCCAAGCCACACUGCAACGCUAAGAGUCUGAGUGAGCUUGUUCCGAACGUGGGAGCUCUGCUGUCAGUGAAGUGCAAUGCCAAUGGCAGUCAAGUCAGCAUCCUGCUCAGUCAGAUCAAUGGGAGACCGGACCACAAGGUCUACUUCUACGAUGUGGAGAUGGACACUCUGUCUCAUUUUGACUUCUUCACCGGACGACCACCGAGUGGGAUUUCACAGACAGAGGACACAGACAGAAGCCAUUCCCAGAGUGCCGAGCUCUGCGGCCGCUGUCCGGUGUCACAGUUCUGGGACGAGAGCGAGCCGCGCCUCUUCGUGUGUGAGACAGUGCUGAUAGCCGACCCGCAGCGUCCCUCCUUACCCGACGGCCAGGAGGAGGUGGAAGUCCUUGUAGUGUCUUUCUUCUGCACCCAGGAGCACGGGCUGCUCCUGCAGGACUCCUACCCGAAACCAGCCGGAGUGCAGGCUCUGCUGGCCCUGGAUGUGCCUUUCUAUUACUUCACCUGUAAGCCUGGGGAACGAGACAUGGAGGGUGAGGAGGCCCAAGGCCCUGUCCCGACCCCAGCCCCCGGCCCGGCAGCACAGUCCUCGGUCCCUCAGAUGGUGUCUCGGAGGGCCCUGAGAGACUUUGUGGGCCUGGAGGAAUGUGAUAAGCCCACCCGUGAUGCCAUGCUGAACUUCAGCUUCUACCUGACCAUCGGAGACAUGGACGAGGCCUUCAAAUCCAUUAAACUCAUAAAGAGUGAGGCAGUGUGGGAGAACAUGGCACGGAUGUGUGUGAAGAACCGGCGGCUGGACGUGGCACGGGUCUGCCUGGGGAACAUGGGCCACGCCCGAGGGGCCCGCGCUUUACGGGAGGCCGAGGCGGAGCCCGAGCUGGAGGCCAGGGUGGCGGUUCUGGCCACACAGCUGGGCAUGCUGGAGGAUGCAGAACGGCUGUACAAGAGCUGCCGGCGCUACGACCUGCUGAACAAGUUCUACCAGGCUGCAGGCCAGUGGCAGCGGGCUGUGGAGACAGCAGAGACCCACGACCGGGUCCACCUGCGCACCACCUACUACAGCUACGCCAAGCACCUAGAGGCCAUGGGAGACCGCAAUAUGGCCCUGGUGUACUAUGAGAAGUCUGACACCUACAGAUUUGAGGUUCCCAGGAUGCUUUUGGAGGAUGUGAUGUCUCUGGAAAUUUACGUCAACAAAAUGAAGGACAAGAGCCUGUAUAAGUGGUGGGCUCAGUACCUGGAGAGUCAGUCCGACAUGGAGUCAGCGCUACGUUACUACGAGUACGCACAGGACUAUCUCUCCCUGGUGCGGGUGCACUGCUACCUGGGCAACAUACAGAAGGCAGCAGAGAUCGCGAAUGAAACGGGGAACCGCGCCGCCUCGUACCACCUGGCGCGGCAGUACGAGAGCCAGGAGGAGAUCAGACAGUCUGUGCACUUCUACACGCGAGCCCAGGCCUACAACAACGCCAUCCGCCUCUGCAAGGAAAAUGGACUGGAUGACCAGCUGCUGAACCUGGCUCUGCUUAGCAACCCAGAGGACAUGAUGGAAGCUGCCUGCUACUAUGAGGAAAAGGGGACUCACAUGGACCGGGCCGUCAUGCUUUAUCACAAGGCGGGCCACUUCUCCAAGGCCCUGGAACUGGCCUUCUCCACGCAGCAGUUUGGAGCGCUGCAGCUGAUCGCCGAGGAGCUGAACAAGAACUCAGACCCGGCUUUGCUGGCGCGCUGCUCUGACUUCUUCAUCAAGCACUCCCAGUACCAGAAAGCAGUGGAGCUGCUGGUGGCUGCCAAGAAGUACCAUGAGGCUCUGCAGUUGUGUUUGGACCAGAGCCUGACCAUCACCGAGGAGCUGGCCGAGAGCAUGACGGUGUCACGCGGCUCCAAGGACCUGCCUGAGGAGGCCCGCAAGGAGCUGCUGGAGAAGAUUGCGGACUGCUGCAUGCGCCAGGGCAACUACCACUUAGCCACCAAGAAGUACACACAGGCCGGCAACAAACUCAAGGCCAUGAGGGCGCUCCUCAAGUCUGGAGACACGGAGAAGAUUGUGUUCUUCGCAGGGGUUUCUCGACAGAAAGAGAUUUACAUAAUGGCUGCCAACUACCUGCAGUCCCUGGACUGGCGCAAGGACCCCGAGAUCAUGAAGAACAUCAUUGCUUUCUACACUAAAGGGAGGGCUCUCGACCUCCUCGCUGGCUUCUACGAGGCCUGUGCUCAGGUGGAGAUUGAUGACUACCAGAACUAUGAGAAGGCGCUGGGAGCGCUGACUGAAGCCUACAAGUGCCUGGCCAAAGCCAAAGUGCGGAGUACGGAGGAGCAGGAGAGCAGGCUGGCGGAGCUGCAGCACAGGAUCACCCUGGUGAAGAGGUUCGUCCAGGCACGCAGGCUGUAUGAAGAGGACCCCGGGGAGGCUGUGCGUUUGUGUGAGACCAUGCUGGAGGAGGCGGACCUUGACCCUGCCGUCCGUAUCGGAGACGCCUAUGGCUUCCUGGUGGAGCAUCACUGUCAGCAGGGCAGCUUCCAGGUGGCCUACCGCAAGCUGGAGGAGAUGCUGAAGCGCCUGCCCUCCAUCAACGUGAGCUACUAUGUGAGCCAGCGUAACCUGGAGGCCCUGCAGCUGGCCGUGGGGCUUCCCCUAGUCCGGGGGCCACCCGUGGGCCGCAGCAACCGCAGGGACAGCGGGGGGGAGGAGGACGAGGUCGAGGAGGACGAAACUCUGGAGGCCCAUCAGAGAGACUGAGCCACCCCUAGCAGGGGAAGAGAGCUCUCCCCCCUUCAGACGUGAGGUGGGGAACCUGCUGGGCU